This is a messenger RNA of Chironomus riparius, 1619 nucleotides long. The record is from the annotation of a GenBank genome assembly. NCBI's taxonomy places the organism in Eukaryota, Metazoa, Arthropoda, Insecta, Diptera, Chironomidae.
UUCAUUUUGACCUUAUUCUCGGUAUUGUAGCUGAUAACUGCGGAAUUCCCCAAGUAUAUCAAUAGACAGUUGUUGUCAGUUGUCAAUAGGAACUGAUUUGUUACGUUUUAUAAUAUUGAGGAGCAUAAUUGAUAAGGUUUUUAAGGUUUAAUUUUGGAUUUUGUGGUUUAAUUUCGAGUGGGUUAGACCAGUGCUUCUCAAUCUUUUCAGGACUUGAAAAUUCUAUUUUGCCAUUUCUGGUUAAAUUUCUGGCUUCUGUUAACACUUCUGGUACCUAUUCAAAAUCGAGAAAAGUUUCGUGGAGCACGGCUUGAGAACCACUGAGUAGAUUUGACAUUUCACCUCCAGACACACAUACAGCAUUAAGUUUGCUUGAAAAAAAACGAAUAAUCUUGUCAGACGCAACAGUUUGAAUGAAUCUUUGGAGAACAUUAGUUAUUAUAAGUCAAAAAAAUUUUGAAUUAAAAAUGAUUAAGUUUCUUAUUGUUUUUGCUGUUUGUCAAUUGAGUUUGGCAUCUAUAAUAAAACGAUCUACGGAAUCAUUUACCUUAAAAAAUGCUACUCAAUUUGAGUCACCAUGGCUGGCACUCAUUAAUAUUAAAGUAAGGAACUUACGAUGUGGUGGAAGUCUUGUUAAGGAUAAAUUCAUCAUCACAGCUGCCCAUUGUUUUGAUGGCAUCAACAUUAACUCACCAACAUUAAAGAAGGACAUUAUGGUUGUUCUUGGCGAAUGGAAGACAGACUCAGAUCCAGAUUGUGUUGCUGCUGAUGACUCAUGUGAACGAGUUGCUGAAAUUCCACCGAAAAAAAUUGUUAUUCAUGAGCAGUAUCCUCGAGACACACGGCGCAAUAAACAUAAGCAUGACAUUGCAAUUAUUCAGCUUGCUUGGGCACCAAGAAAAUCGGAAUUGAUUGAAAAUAUUGAUUUGACUGAUGGCGAAUGUGAUGAUAAUUAUGAAGAUGAGGAACUUUUUGUGACUGGAUUUGGGCACACACCCACAUCAGGAAAAGAGUACGCUAAGAUUAAAAAAAGCAUUAAGAUGUCAAUUCAGACAGAAAAGUACUGCGGAGAAAAUCUAAAGGACUCCUUUGUUCGAGGAUUUCAUAUGUGUGGCUUGGGUACCGAAGGUGAAACAACUUGCCCAGGAGACUCUGGAAGUGGAGUUACAAGUUACAAAAAUGAUAUCCAUAAGUUGGAAGGUCUAGUUGCGUAUGGAGUUGCAACAUGCAAAGCAGGAAAUAAACCAUCUGGUUUCGUCAAAGUGGCGUGCUUUAAUGACUGGAUAGAUAAGAAUAUUGAAAAGCUAUCUAAAAAGAAGAGAACUUAAAGUAUAAAGACAUCUUUUUUUUAGUAAAAACCUCAAACAAAAUUUCUACAUUUUUCUAUAAAUUUAUUUUUUUAAAUUUAAUUAAUGAUUUUUAAAAUGUUUUAUAACUAUUUUUGGAAUAAAAUUUUCUUCAAAGUUAAUUUGUGACUUUAUUGUUUCAUUCUGGGUUUAUUUUUGAUUUUGGUUAGUAAACCUAAACUCAACUAGUAGUCGUCCAUUCUGCCCUGACUAUUGUUCUCUGGAGUAUUGAGGCAUUCAUCAUUUAACUUGUAGAACGCAACAGCAAUGUUU